AACCGAUGACAAUGAAUUGUAUUUGGAUUUGCAUAAUACAUCGGAAACGGAGGCAACCAAACUCUAAAGAGAUUUCAAGAAUUAACCUGGAAUAUCUAACAAAUCGCAUGUUAAACAGCGAUCGUAUUGGCAAAAUUGACAAUACAUCAACCUCAUAUGACAGUUUACCAUCAGCAGGCAAAGCCUCUCUCGACUACAAGCCGUCCACAUUUGGCACAACCGACACCCCACGAACACCUCUCACAGCAGCUGACGACUACAACAACAGCGCCGGAGAUGGCAAGACCCCCAAUCCCUACAGCUACGACUCCAUAUUGGGUAAAACUUCAACCGGGGACCCCAACAACAGCAGCGGCAACAUCGGAGCUAGCAAACCAGUCACAUCUUCAUAUGACACAGACUACAAGUCCAAAUAUGAUCCAGCGACAGGCGGUUAUGACUACAAGUCAGCAGUCAACAAUGACAACGACGACGAGAAUCGCAAAGACAACAUUGGCGAGGGAGAGAAAAAGCAGCAGCUGCAGCAGUCAAGAGAGCCAAACGCUGGCAAUACAAAUACGAACACAACGGAUUACUCCACUGCCGGCCAGCAGCAACAACAACCACAAAGUGCAAACCUGGCCACAGCGGGAAGUGUUGGGCAGUACGGUGCAAACGACUACACAGGCUAUGAGGGAUACGACCAACAGCAGUAUGAUGCCAGCGCCUAUGACCAGACCUAUGAUCAAUCCCAAUAUGACCCGAGCCAAUAUGAUGCAACGGGAGCAGGCUAUGAUACCUCCGCCUACGACUACAACACCGCUGACUAUGACCCCUCUGCAUAUCAGUACGACACCACAGGCGGACAGGGAAGCGCCGCACUUGACACCACUACGCCGGGCACUACAACAACACCCAGUGCAACAGCGAAAGAAAAACAAGCCUCACCACCAACACCCUCAGCCGCACCAGCUGCUGCUGCAACAACAGCUCCAGCAAGUGCCGCUGGAGGAGGUGGCCCAACAGAAGGCCGCUCACAACCGCGAGCGGGCAGUGGCUCUGUGGGGCCAACAGCUGCAGCUGGAGGCGUCUCCGGCGGAAAAUCCGCUCUGCCACAACAGUCUUCCACGCCAGCAACCAAAAAGUAGUCGCGAUCCUGAUCUGGAUUUGACUACAAAUCUAACCUUUGACUGCUUGGAUCCCUUCGAUUUGGAAUUUAGCAUAAGUAGUCCCAGUUUAAUUCGUUCCUUCUCGGAUUCGGACACAGAAGUUGAGGAGCUCGAGAUUGAUGCGACACAGCCGGCUGCCAUCAGUGGGGAGCUGCAAUUUGACUCAAUAUCGGAAAUGACACUAACACCCACUCCCACAACCACAAGGAGGAUAGCAAUGAGUGAGCUGAAGAAGUAGUAGUAGUAGUCUGAGCAGGGAAGGGAAAUCUGUGUAAAUUAUUUUGUAAUCGAGUUGAAAUCUACAGAAAAAAAUCAAAAACAAAAAAACAUUUAAAAAAAAUUAAUA
Molecule: messenger RNA, 1494 nt
Organism: Stomoxys calcitrans (stable fly)
Lineage: Eukaryota; Metazoa; Arthropoda; Insecta; Diptera; Muscidae
Product: mucin-2
Exons: 3
Coding region: 157-1386 (409 amino acids)
Source: RefSeq, a predicted model, not a curated record